AUGUCGCUGAACUUAGUAGAACUAGUUAAGUGUGCUAAGGAAGCAGAGUUAGAAGUUCAGGAGAGGGAAAGACAGCGCGAAUAUGAAGCGAACGAGGCCGAGAAGCAGCGUGCCCACGAGCUGGCCCUUGCUCGCGUGAGACCCGAGAACCUUUCACUCAAUGACAGUCGUGAUCAUUACCCUAAAUUAAGAAUGCCUCUAUUCACUGAUGGUAAUGAUGAUAUUGAUGAUUAUUUGCGUAGAUUUGAGAAAUUAGCUGCUUUGCAAGGAUGGAAUUCUAAUGAUUAUCAUAUUUACCUUGGCUCACUCUUGGGAGGUAAGGCCUUGCAAAUUUACGUAAGUUUGGCAGACGACAUUUUGAAGGAUUACAGUCAGUUAAAAGACGCGUUGUUGAAGGCGUAUAACGUUGACGCUGACUCAUACCGUAAAAAGUUCAAAGAAAGCAAAGUUGGUGAUACUGAGACUUACGUUCAGUUAAUUACGUGUCGCAAAGUUGGUGAUACUGAGACUUACGUUCAGUUAAUUAGUGUCGAAAGGGAAUACAACUCGUUGUUUGACUUUUUGAUACAAGACCAGCUGUUGAGUAAUUGCCCUCUUGACCUUCGCAUCUUUCUCAAAGAACGGACGUUCGCAAGUACAGUGGAAAUGGCUCAAACAGCAGAUAGGUAUCGUUGCGCCCAUAGAGCUGGUAGAGGUCAUAAAACACCUGUUAAAGAUGAAUCUGCUUAUAAGAAAGAUACGAAUGUUCCCCUUAAGGAUGUGAUUUGUCACCACUGUUCCAAAGUGGGUCACAUACGUCCUUCUUGCCCCGAACUUAAAUUCGCGAAACCCAAGACUUCUCAGAAAGUAAAUGCUGCAUUUAAGGCUAAUGUAAAUUACGAUCACGGUAUUACGUGUGAUGGAUCCUUAAAUGGCAAGCCAGUGAAUGUACUUUUUGAUUCGGGUUGCUCGUCAGUGAUAGUGAAGGAAUCGCUCGUGCCCGCCUCGGUCAAGCGAGGAAAGGUGGUUGCGCUGUAUGACUACCUGGGGGAGCGGCGCGAAUUCCCCACCGCACGUUGUCUGAUUAGGAGUAAAUUUCUGAAUGGGUGGUUUGACGUCGUGGUUGCGCCGAUAAAGUUCACGGAUGUCCUCAUAGGUAUGGUGCCGGGGGUCAAGGCGUCGAGCGUGAACAUUCCGAACACGAAAGCAGCCAAAACUCCUCAGAGGAGCGAAAUUAAUGCUGUUGCGACGCGGGCCGCCAAAGCGAAGGAAAAUGUCGGUCCUGACAAACUAAUUGUUCCCAGCUUCAAAUUUGAGAACGUCUCUAAGCAAGACUUCAUGGAUGCUCAGUCCUCUUGCCCGUCUCUAGAACACAUUCGUUCUAAGGAAAGAAUUAAAGCUAUUGUCACUGUUAAAAGUCGUUCGGUCAUUUCUCUCAUCGAAAGACUGCAGAAAAGGUAUUCCAUAAAUUUCUUUUGGCCAGGAGCAGGCGCAGAGAUCAAACGCUACUGUCGCUCUUGUCAUGCUUGCCAGAAAACGGUCCCUAAGGGCAAGAUCAGAAAGGCCCCCAUGGUUCAGAUGCCAGUCAUAAGCGAGCCGUUUUCCCGAGUAGCGAUUGAUAUCGUCGGGCCGAUCUCCCCGCCCUCGAGCCGAGGCCACAAGUAUAUGUUGACCUUGAUUGACAUGGCCACCAGAUUUCCUGAGGCAGUUCCUCUGAGAAAUAUCGACUCGUCUGAUUUGAUGGCAGAGAUCAACCGAUUACUUUCUGUUAAAGCAUUAUACACCAGUCCGUAUCACGCGUGUUGUAAUGGUACCGUCGAACGUUUUCACGCAGUGCUAAAAGCUAUGUUGAAAAAGCUCUGCAGCGAACGACCACAUGACUGGGAUCGUUACAUCCCAUCCGUCUUGUUUGCGUAUCGCGAGAUUCCUCACGAUACGCUAAAAUUUAGUCCGUUUGAGUUGCUGUACGGCCAUCUGAGAUCUAGAUUAGAACAAUCGGCUCAACUAGCAUCCGCUCAUGCAGACGUGAAUAGCAGAAUGUACAAGACGUACUUCGACAGGAAAGCUAGAGCUCGAACGUUAAAAGAAGGGGAUGAAGUACUUGUGCUGUUGCCAACUUCGCAUAACAAACUAACUGUUCAGUGGAAGGGUCCCUAUUCUGUUGUACGCAAGCAUGAAAAUGGUGUGUGCCAAGCUUGCGUGGUAGAUGCUUCUGAUCCCAUAGAUAAGAACGCUAAUGGCGUAUGUGAUAUCCCGAAUUGUAUAAUCCUGGUAAAUACGAAUUUAAUUUUAACUCUGAACUCUCAAAUGAACAAACCUCAGAGCUAA
Molecule: messenger RNA, 2307 nt
Organism: Penaeus monodon (black tiger shrimp)
Lineage: Eukaryota; Metazoa; Arthropoda; Malacostraca; Decapoda; Penaeidae
Exons: 6
Coding region: 1-2307 (768 amino acids)
Biological process (GO): DNA integration
Molecular function (GO): zinc ion binding; nucleic acid binding
Source: RefSeq, a predicted model, not a curated record